AUGGUAUUAAUCUUCCAAUCCUUCGUCCUCUCGCUGCUGUUCGCGCUGCUGUAUUUCAAUUAUAAUCAUGGGGUCCAGCUCAGCAACCUUACGGAUACGUUCGACUCUCUCAUAGCCCCGAACGGACGUCGGAAGCGGAAGGUGGUUUCACGGGAUUCUGCCAAGGUGCACGCCGCGGGAGGGUCAGCGCUGCCUGAUGAGAUGCUGGCGGCGGUGGCGGCGCGGCUCGACGACGAGGACUCAGAUCCUUACUUGGACGAAGUUACAAAGAACAAACAAGUUGACAGCAAGGUCGAUAAUGUCUAUUGGUGUUUCACCUUUAUUUCCGCCAUUUUACUUCGACCUGGUUUUAUCGCGCAGGGUUCUGGCUGCCUGUGCAAACCCAGCUGUAGGCGUCUCACCUAUAUAAAGCGAUUGCGAAUGGCGAUGCAUUCAACCCAAUUCGUAUCGCUACAACUGGGUAUAGUGUACUUUUUCUGA
This is a messenger RNA of Akanthomyces muscarius, 480 nucleotides long. RefSeq lists its product as uncharacterized. The transcript is spliced from 6 exons. The record is from RefSeq and is a predicted model, not a curated record. Lineage: Eukaryota; Fungi; Ascomycota; Sordariomycetes; Hypocreales; Cordycipitaceae. The coding region runs from base 1 to 480 and encodes 159 amino acids.